Paramecium sonneborni is the source of this 2160-nucleotide messenger RNA. Lineage: Eukaryota; Ciliophora; Oligohymenophorea; Peniculida; Parameciidae. The record is from the annotation of a GenBank genome assembly.
AUGGCAGAUCAUCAAAAACAAGAUCAAUUUGAAAAUAAGAGAUCUAACAGUUUAUAAUCAGUUGAAAUCUAUAAAAUAUAGUAAAAAUCCACUUUUGAUGUAAAUUUUUACUAAAUUUAAGUAAAUCGUUGAAAUAUGCUUAAAACCAGUUUUAUAUCGUACUAUUAAGGAAACUAUGUUAUUAAUGGAUUAGCUUAGAGGAAUUAAGUUUUUUCAAGAGCAGUUUAAUGAACAUUAUGAAGAAAUGUUAGAAGAUGUAGCAGAAAAUGCAAAAUUACACAUUUAUAGCAAAAAUGAAGUUAUUAUAUAGUAAGAUACUUAUGGUGAUACAUUUUAUAUCAUAAUUAAGGGUGAAGUUAAAGUUUUAAAAAAGGUUGUAACAAUGAUUGGUACUUAUACAAAAAAGAAUGGAAAAAAACAUGAAAAGUUUCAUGAAGAAUUAAAAGAAAUAACAACGUUAAAGGAUGGAUAAUAUUUUGGUGAAUUGGCAUUAUUAGUAAUAAUGUAUUCUAUAAAAGGAAAGAAAACCAAGAGGAGCAGAUAUUGUAGCUAUAACUGAUUGUUAUAUUUUGGAAUUAGACAAAGAUUCAUUUGAUAGAAUAAUGUCUACAAAGACUUAAAGAUAAUUCUUGCAUUAACUUGAAACUUUAAGUUGCAAUGCCAUUUUGAAAGAUUUAUCAAAAAAUACUAUUAAAGCUUUAUUUAUGAUUAUGGAAAGAAAAGUAUAUAAUUAUGGAGACAUUAUUUAUAAAUAAGGAGAUAAAGGAGAUUGUUUAUAUUUUAUAAUUGAAGGAGAAUUUAAGAUGGUAACAGAUGUAAAGAAGGAAUUUGAAAGAAAUGGAAGUGAUGAAAAAUUAUAUUUUGAAAGAGAAGUAGAAGUAUGUAUCUUAGGAAAAAAUGAAUCAAUUGGAUUAGAAGAAUUUUUAGAUUAAGAAAAAAGAAAAUGGAAAGCUAUAUGUUAAAGUUAAGAGGGAGUUUUAUAUAAAUUGAAUAGAGUAGAUUAUAAAAGAAUUGAAUAAAGAUAUCCAGAUAUUGUUAAUUCGAUUUAAAAAGUUAGAGAUGAUAAAAAAAAUUAUUAUAUUUAAUGGAAUUAAAAACAUGCUUAUCCUUUAGAAGUUGGUUUAAAUAUUUAAUUAACUGAAGAAAAUGAUUAAAAAUUCAAUUACAAGAAAUAUGUUGAGAGAGCUAAAAACCUUAAACAGAUUAUAAUGAAAGAUAAAGAAAUGUCUUUUAUAUCAAGAGAUCAGAUAACUAUAAAUGAUGAUAUGGAAAUUAUGCUUAGAUAUUGUCCUUAUUUUUAAUUAGAAGUAUCAAAAAUAUAUCAUCAAAUAGGAUAAAAAAGCAUCCCCUUUUUUAGUUAAUACACCAGAGACAAUUUAAAUCAGAAGAGUUAAAAGUGCAAAUUAUAAACCAAUCAAUACUCAAUAAUAUGUUAGUAAUGAUCAAAAUUUUAAUAAGACUUAAAAUGGAAAAAAAAGAAAUUAAUCAAAUCAUGAUAAAAUGAUUGCUCAAACUUAACCUACCAUUACAGUAAAUUAAUAAACUACUACUUAACCUGAAGAUAAUAAGUAAAAAUCUAUUUUAAUAUCUCCUAAAAUUAUCUAAUCAUCUCAAAAUCUCUUUUCUCCAUUAAUUUAUGAGAAAAGAAAAUCAAUUGUUAAAAACAAAUUUAAUAAUUAAAAUGAUAUUAUGUAGAGUAAAAUAACUACUUUUAUGAAAUUAACACCUUAAAAAAUAGAAGAAAUGGCAAUUUAAUAACGAUUAAGCAAAGAAGAAUAUAAAUAGAAAAAAUUAUAUAUUAAUCAAUAUCCUUUUCGCUCUCCAAAAUAAAUGUUAAAUCGUAUUAAAUCAGCAAUUAAAGUCUAAUCUCCUAUUUGUAUUAAAACUUACCGAUAAUAAUUAUAAGGUCAAAUACACAAAGGAUCCGCAACUCAAAUCAAAUCUUUAAGUCCUUAAGAUUUAACUUCUUUAGGUGAAGGUUCCAGAAUACAUUCUUUUAAAAUUUAGAAUCAGCCUAAUUUUGAUUUUUCCGCAGUACCACUUAAAUAUUCAGCUAGUUUUAUUUCGUAAUAAUAUCAAAUACGAAAAAACCCAACUUUAGGAACUAAUUAAAAAUUUAGGUAAACAUCUAACUUUUAAUUUAUUGCUUCUAAUCUAUGA